Messenger RNA from Trichoderma aggressivum f. europaeum, 1668 nucleotides. RefSeq lists its product as uncharacterized. The coding region runs from base 1 to 1668 and encodes 555 amino acids. The record is from RefSeq and is a predicted model, not a curated record. The transcript is spliced from 3 exons. Lineage: Eukaryota; Fungi; Ascomycota; Sordariomycetes; Hypocreales; Hypocreaceae.
AUGUGGCGCCUUCGAGACGUCCUAAUCGUGGGGCUUGCCGUGUCGGGCGCUGCAGCCAGCAACUGGUUCCCCGGCUCCAAGACUGGUGACGCAGUCUACAACAAGUGGCACGAGACGGAGCUUGAGCGAUGGCUCUCCGACCAGAACAUUCCCUACCCGACUCCGGCUGACCGCAAGGAUCUGGAGGGUCUCGUUUCCAAGAACUGGAACGACUAUGUUGUGGAGCCGUACAACAGCUGGGAUACCUCUCAGCUAAGCGCAUAUCUGCAAGCCAAAGGCAGUGAUGCGGCCAAGGAUGCUCAGAAGAACAAGGACAGCCUGAUCUCCCAGGUCAAGGCCAACUGGUAUGAAACCGAAGACUCUGCCAACUCAGCAUGGGCCAGUGUCAAGGAUUGGAUUCUUGAUACCUGGACCGAUUCUCAGCUCAAGUCUUUCUGUGACAAGAAUGGCAUUCCAGUGCCUCAACCGCGUACUCGUGAUACUCUGCUUCAGAAGGCCCGCGAGGGGUAUUCAACUCUUGCACAAAAGACCGGUGAAACUGCUGCCUAUCCUGGCGACUGGCUGUACUCUACCUGGUCCACGUCUGAUCUGAAGGAGUGGCUUGACACCCACGGUUUCCCUGCCCCUCAGCCGACUAACCGAGACAAGCUGAUUGCUUCGGUUCGCCGCAACUCUCGCCUUGCCUAUCUGAGGGCCCAGAACGAGGCUGAUAGCGCUGCCGCCAAGAUCCAGGCUACCUACACAUAUCUCACUGACACAAUUAUUGAGGCCUGGGGUGAGUCUCAGCUCAAGGAAUUUUGCGACAAGAAUGGAAUUCCCGUUCCCCAAGGCACCAAACUCAAUGAGCUUCGAGCACUCGUUCGAAAGCACCGCGCUGAUAUUCUCGGUGAUACUGUUGGUGCCAGCGCCAAGGCUGCCUUUGGUGCUGCUACCUCUAACGCCCAGAAUCAGUAUGCCAGGGCCACCGACAGCGCUUCGCUCGCCGCCCAGGAUGCUUUCAACUCAGCUGUUAACAAAUGGUCGGAUAGCCGGCUCAAGUCUUAUCUUGAUGCCCGCGGUAUCCCUGUUCCCCAGGCCAGCAAGUCUGAUGAGCUCCGAGCUCUUGUUCGAAAGCACGCUCACAAAGCCUCCACUGGCUGGCAGGCGUGGAACUUUGAUGACUACAGCUAUGACAACCUGAAGAGUUACCUCAUCAAUAACGGCAAUGCCGCCGCAAAGGCCGCGGCCAAGAAGAAGGACGCCACUCGCGAGGACCUUGUUAGCGCUGCCCAAUCUGCCUAUUCAUCUGCCUCAACUGCUGGCGGUGCCCAAUACGCCUCUGCCACUAGCUACCUGGCCUCUGUGACGGCUGCCGCUAAGCACAACGCCUUCGACACGUGGUCGGAGAGCGAGCUGAAAUCCUAUCUCGACAGCUACGGAGUCCCUGUUCCCCAGGGAUCCAAGAUUGACGAGCUUCGAGCAGAGGCACGCAAGCAAUCUACCUACUUUAGAUAUGGAUCCUCUUCUCCCGGAGGCACUGUCUUUGCUAAGCUCGGAGAAACAGCCAGGGACACAUGGAGAUGGGUCGCCGAUCAGCUGCACAUUGGUAGCGAAGUCGCUAGAGAGGAGGCUGCCAAGGCGGAGGCUGAAGCUAAGAAGAAGGGCGAGAAGCUGCGAAAGGAGCUGUAA